Diabrotica balteata is the source of this 1900-nucleotide messenger RNA. The record is from the annotation of a GenBank genome assembly. NCBI's taxonomy places the organism in Eukaryota, Metazoa, Arthropoda, Insecta, Coleoptera, Chrysomelidae.
GCCGGUCUGAUAUUAUGAUAACUUUUGAGUUGUGUAUAAUCUUGCAUAAGAUAGUAAUCUAUAUAGAUAAUUAAAUAGAACCAUUGUUGUGUAAAACGUUAAUUUAUUGCAAGUGACAUGUUUUGAGUGAAUUCUACCGAAAAAAUAUUUGUAAUAUUUUUAGAUUUACAGCUGUCUACUCACACCGGAAUGCUUCUGAUAUUAGUCUUGCUAGUAGCAGGUCUCGCUGUGGCACUAUGCUUCUUCGUGAGAAAACGGUUGCAUUAUUGGAGAGAUUUAAAUGUAGACCAGGCGGAUAUCAAAUAUGUAUUUAAAAACAUUUAUAUUUUAUUUUCCAAGAAGUCUAGUGUUGCUGAAAGGACUCUGAUAGGAUAUAACAAAUUUCCCAACGCUAGGUAUAUUGGAACAUAUCAACUUUUAAAGCCGAUGAUGUUAAUCAAAGAUCCCAAUCUUUUAAAAGAUAUCACCGUCAAAAAUUUUGAUCACUUUACGGAUCAUAGCAACCAAGUAUCGGCAAACGCUGAUCCACUAUGGGCAAAAAAUUUAGUGGCGCUUAGAGGACAACAAUGGCGCGACAUGAGGACUGUUCUCAGUCCUUCUUUCACGAGUAGUAAGAUGAAAGUUAUGUUUACGCUGAUGAUAGAAUGUGCCCAAAACUUUUCAAAGCACUUCCAAAAGAAAAACGAAGAUGUUGUGGAAGUGGAAUUGAAAGAAACUUUUACGCGAUUUACCAACGAUGUAAUAGCUACUACUGCAUUUGGUAUUAAGGUUAAUUCUCUAGAUGAUCCCGACAAUGAAUUUUAUUUGAUGGGAAGGGAAAUCUCAAAUGUUACUGGGACUUUAAAGAUGCUGAAGUUCAUGAUUGGUGCAGCUUUUCCUAGAUUGGCAGAUCUGUUGAAAUUAACAUUCUUCGAUAAGGAAACCAGAAAUUUCUUUACCAAAUUAAUUGAUAAAACUAUACAAGUAAGAGAAGAUAAAGGAAUUGUUCGUCCCGAUAUGAUACACUUACUAAUGCAAGCUAGAAAGGGAGUCCAUAUUAAAGAGGAACUUAAUUUGGAUGAAGGAUUUGCUACGGCAAAAGAAGUCGAAAAUAUAGCAGAAAAAGCCGUUUCAAAAGAAAUUACCAAUCUAGACAUUACGGCCCAAGCGUUAAUUUUCUUUCUAGCCGGAUUCGAAACUGUAGCCUCAACAAUGUGUUUUGUUGGCUAUGAAUUGGCUGCCAAUCCAGAAUACCAGAAGAGACUGAGGGAAGAAAUUAGGGAAACUUUAAAUCAGUGUCAGGAGAAUCUGACUUAUGAAGCUAUAUUGAAGAUGAAGUAUAUGGAUAUGUUUGUGUCAGAAUCUAUGAGAAAAUGGCCCGUGACUAUAAUGACCGAACGACAAUGUACCAAAGAUUACAUCAUUAAACCCGAACGACCAGAAGAAGCGCCAGUUACUAUCAAAAAAGGAAUGUCAAUCUGGAUGCCGGUAUUUGCAAUUCAUAGAGAUCCAAAAUACUAUCCAGAUCCAAAUAAAUUCGACCCUGAAAGAUUUAAUGAGCAAAACAAAAGUAAUAUUAACCCUUACACGUAUUUCCCAUUUGGGCUAGGUCCAAGAAGUUGUAUAGGUUCCAGAUUUGCUUUAUUAGAAAUCAAAGUGGUGUUUAUUUAUUUGCUUAAAGAUUUCCAAAUUGUUCCUGUAGAAAAAUCGCAAAUUCCUCUGGUUAUUUCGAAAAAGAAUUUUAAUCUCUCAUCUGAAGGUGGAUUUUGGUUUGGACUAAAGCGUUUAUAAGUUUUGAUACGUAAUAUGUUCAUAGAUUAGAGUAAGGUGGAUAUGUAGAAUGUUAUAUAUUUUUUUAAAUAAUAGGUAUUUAGAAUAAUUUAUGUAAUUCUUUCGCUGUAUUAUUAACUAUCCUCCUAUU